Molecule: messenger RNA, 534 nt
Organism: Musa acuminata AAA Group (dessert banana)
Lineage: Eukaryota; Viridiplantae; Streptophyta; Magnoliopsida; Zingiberales; Musaceae
Product: RING-H2 finger protein ATL39-like
Exons: 1
Coding region: 1-534 (177 amino acids)
Source: RefSeq, a predicted model, not a curated record
AUGUCCAACAUCGGCAACGCGUCCGCGGCAGACCAAACGGCCUGCUGCAGCUCCGGCACCACCAUCGGGCUCAUCGGCGUCUUCCUCUUCUUGAUCGUCGUUUACGUCGUCAUCCACUACACCCGCUGCCUGGAAUUGGAACCCGACGGCCGCUGGCAUGACCGGCAGAAGCCCGGGCUCGAUCCCUCCGCCAUCGCCGCCCUCCCCUCGUUCGCCUACCGAAGAGGCGCCGACGGGAGGAGCGGUUCCGAGGAGUGCUGCGUCUGCCUAAGUGUGGUGGAGGAGGGGGAGGUGGUGAGGGUGCUGCCGAGCUGCGACCACAGAUUCCAUGCGGCGUGCGUCGACUUGUGGCUGCAGGUUCACCGGACGUGCCCGUUGUGCCGGGCCGACGCAGCGCCAGGGAGGGCGGUCGAAGGGGUGAAAACAGCUGAUGUAGCUGGUGCACCGCCAUCUCCGGCGCCACCGUCGGAGCUUCAUACUGUUGUGUUGGUGAUGGAUGUAGGAGAGUCAUCGGCCUCUCAACCCAUGAGGUAG